Messenger RNA from Trichomonas vaginalis G3, 1545 nucleotides. Its product is annotated as multidrug resistance protein YPNP-related family. NCBI's taxonomy places the organism in Eukaryota, Parabasalia, Trichomonadida, Trichomonadidae. The record is from RefSeq and is a predicted model, not a curated record. Bases 1 to 1545 code for a protein of 514 amino acids. Gene Ontology annotation, molecular function: antiporter activity; xenobiotic transmembrane transporter activity. The transcript has a single exon. Gene Ontology annotation, biological process: transmembrane transport. Gene Ontology annotation, cellular component: membrane.
AUGCUCGACCAAGAUAAUAAUAAUAACUCAAAUCCAGAAGAGGAAGAAGCACAUAUCUCAGAUGAAAAGAAAGAUGAAUCUAAACAGAAGGAAGAUGAGCAUAUGAGAUUAGGAGGACACACUCCUUUAGCAACAAUUCUUCGUUUAUCUCCUGGUCCUUUAAUCUCACAAAUUGUCAAUUCAUUGUAUGGUGUUAUAGAUUCGAUGUGGGUGACAAGAUUCAUUGGAGAAGUGGGUCUUACCGCUUUAUCUGUUGCUUAUGUCAUUGAUAAUACUGCACUCUCAUUUGGAUAUUUCGUUUCAACUGCUGCAUCAUCAGAAAUUUCAUAUCUACUUUCAAAUAAGGCUUAUGAUAAGAUUAAUCAAGUUACUGCUGACCUAUUUCGAAUUUGUAUUAUGAUAGGAAUGUUAAUUCCAGCUAUUCUCUUUCCGAGUUCUAAACCAUUAUUUAGAUUUUUAGAUGCUGGUGAUGAAGUAAUUAAAAAAGCUUUUGACUACGUAAUACCUUUAUUAUCUCUAAACGUAGUUACAUGUUUUUAUCAUUGCGUAUGUGGAGUUUUACAAGCGGAAGGUCGAACAUGGACAUACGGAGGAGCUCAAAUUGCUUCGAUGAUAUUGAAUAUGGUAUUAUGGGAUCCUAUAUUACUUUAUCUACUCAAAAGGACAAUUGGGUCGUCUUUGGCUACUGAAAUUGCGAUGUUCAUCCCCGGUUUUAUCAUAUUGAUUUUAAUAUUCUGCCAUAAGUUCGCAGCAAAGCCAACAUUCAAGCUAUUUAAGAAUUGUUUCAUCAUAGAGACAUGGGAGGCCGUCAAAAUUGGCUUAUCGGCACUCAUUAUGAAUAUUUCGGUUGUUGUUCCAACAUUAGUCAUGCAAAAGUUUAUUGCUAUACGCGCAAACAAAAUCAAUCAAUACGAUAUGGUCAUUGCCGUAUUCAAUGCUUUAACAAGACUUUAUCAGCUUACAUUAUGUAUUCCUAUGGCCCUAAACGCUGCUUAUCUCCCUGCAACGUCAUAUGCGUUCGGUCUUAAUAACAAGAGACGUGUUCUGUGGCUGACAUGGCAUGUUCUUUGGAUUGGCGUCACUUGGGGUAUUUUUGUUAUGAUUAUUAUCUCAAUUUGGCCAGGCCCAAUAGCAAAAAUCUGGAGUAGCCAUCCUGACUUCCAGCAUUGGGCAAAAGAAAUGCUUCCUGUUUCUUUUUACACAAUUCCAUUAUGUACUGUAAAAUUCAUUGUCAUUUCGUUCUUGCAAGCUACAAAACAAGCAACAAAGGCAAUGAUCACAAGUAUUGUUACAGAAUUGGUUUCUUUACCUGUUUUUGCUUGUUGUUUCCAUUACAUAGGAAACAAUGAUUCUCCAACGAGAAUUAUUUACGCAUACAUUGUUAAUGAUCUGUUCUCAACAGCUGUAUGUCUUUGCGUUUCUGGAACAACAUUUUUCAGAUUCUUCAAAGAUAUUAAGAAUGGAAACACAAAGGACGAGUUCCCAAUGAAGGAAAUCGUUGAAGAAGAUGAUGACGAUUCUCAACGCGUUAUUCCUGAAAUAUAA